CCACAUUUUCUUUCACCUCUCUCUGCAUUCCACCCCCCUCCACCCCUUCCUCCUCUCGACCUCGCCGGAAUCUCACCUCCGAUCCGGCGGCGCGCCGCCAUCGCCGCCGACGAGGGCCCUCCGCCACACGCGCCCACCGGCACGGGGCGCAUCCCGGGGCAUUGGAGGCGCCGAGGAGGGGGCAAGGGAUGGAGUCGAUCAUAGCGCGGGCGCUGGAGUACACGCUCAAGUACUGGCUCAAGUCCUUCUCCCGCGACCAGUUCAAGCUCCAGGGCCGCACCGCGCAGCUCUCUAAUCUCGAUAUCAAUGGCGACGCGUUGCACGCGAGCCUGGGGCUGCCUCCGGCUCUCGCCGUCGAGACCGCGCGAGUCGGGAAGCUCCAGAUCACGCUUCCGUCAGUGUCAAAUGUGCAAGUGGAACCAAUUGUGGUGAACAUUGAUAAGCUUGACCUUGUGCUUGUUGAGAAGGACAAUUCUGAAGAUCUUUCAAGCUCUAGCAGUGCUUCAUCACCAUCAUCAACUAAAAGCAGUGGAUAUGGAUAUGCUGAUAAGAUUGCAGAUGGAAUGACAGUCCAAGUUGGUAUAGUGAACCUUCUAUUAGAAACACAUGGCGGUCCACGUCGUCAAGGAGGUGCAACUUGGUCACCACCACUAGCAGCCAUCACAUUCCGUGAUCUUGUACUGUACACUACAAAUGAAAAAUGGCAGGUUGUAAAUUUGAAAGAAGCAAGGGAUUUUUCGAACAAUAAAGGAUUCAUUUAUGUUUUCAAGAAGUUGGAAUGGCAAUCACUGUCAGUUGAUCUGCUACCUCACCCUGACAUGUUCACGGAUGCUCGGUUUAACUCUUCUGGCAGUGAAGAUGACAAACGAGAUGAUGAUGGUGCGAAACGGAUGUUUUUUGGUGGUGAAAGAUUUUUGGAAGGAAUAUCUGGGGAGGCCAACAUCACAGUCCAACGAACAGAGCAAAAUAAUCCUCUUGGGCUUGAAGUUCAGCUGCAUGUUACUGAAGCUCUCUGUCCUGCUUUAAGUGAACCUGGUUUACGGGCUUUUCUUCGGUUCAUGACUGGGGUAUCUGUGUGCCUCAACAGGGGUGACGUGGAUCCAAAAGCUCAACAGCAUGCAGAAGCUGCAGGAUCUUCCUUGGUAUCCAUUAUUGUAGAUCACAUAUUCCUCUGCAUUAAGGAUGCUGAGUUUCAACUUGAAUUUCUGAUGCAGUCUUUAUUCUUCUCACGGGCAAGCGUUUCUGAUGGGGAGAUUUCAAAAAACUUGUCUUGCAUAAAGAUUGGUGGGCUCUUUCUAAGGGACACAUUUUCUCGCCCACCAUGCACAUUGAUACAACCCUCCAUGCAAUCUGUUCCACAGGAACCUCCCCCUGUGCCUGACUUUGGUCAAAAUUUUUGUCCUCCAAUCUACCCAUUUGAGAAUCAACUAUUGGAAUUCACAUCUGGAACUCCUUUAUUUUCCCUCUAUUGUCUUCAGCUCACCCCUUCCCCAUUACCUCCUAAAUUUGCUUCAAAAACUGUCAUCACAUGUGAACCUCUUACGGUGACCCUCCAGGAGCAAUCCUGCUUAAGAAUUGCCUCAUUCUUGGCUGAUGGAGUUGUGGCCAACCGCAGUGCCAUAUUGCCUGAUUCCUCAAUCAACAGUAUGUCACUUUACCUUAAAGAAUUUGAUCUCUCUAUUCCAUUAGAUUCUGAGGAAAUCACAAGGUGCAGUGGAACUAAGAACGUUUGCCCCCAGUCAUUUACGGGGGCAAGACUUCAUGUGGAAAACCUAUACUUCUGCCAGUCACCAUCAGAAAAGUGUCUGCUUCUAAACCUUGAUAGAGAUCCAGCUUGCUUCCUUCUGUGGGGUUACCAACCUGUUGAUGCAAGUCAGAGGAAGUGGGCUACUCGAGCUUCUCAUCUAAGCCUCUCACUUGAAACCUCUAGCACCUUAACUGGACAGAGAACUGUUAUGGGCUCCUCUGCAAGUUUGUGGAAAUGUGUUGAACUAGAUGACAUCCGGUUUGAGGCAGCCAUGGUAACAGCUGAUGGUAGCCCUUUGUUGGAUGUACCACCCCCAGAGGGUGUUGUGAGAAUUGGUGUUGCUUUUCAACAGUUUAAGUCCAACACUUCAGUAGAGCAGUUGUUUUUUGUCUUAGGUCUCUACACUUAUUUUGGCCAGGUUGGAGAGCGGAUUUCAAAGGUUAGCAAAGGUAACCGCUCUGGGGCAAAGGCAUCAUUUGACAAACUUGAAAGAAAAUUGCCUAGUGACACAGCAGUGAGCCUAACUAUGAAUAACCUCCAACUCAAUUUCUUGGAAUCUUUUUCAUCAAAUGACUUGCAUUUGCCCCUGGUUCAGUUUGGUGGAGAUGAUCUAUACCUUAAAGUUUCCCAUCGCACUCUUGGUGGUGCCUUUGCAGUUACAACUAACUUGACAUGGAAAACUGUCUCAAUUAACUGUUUGGAAGGAGAAAGUGCUAUAUUUCAUGAGAAUGGCACUGCAGUUACCAGUGAACCUAAUAUUUUGUUGCAUGAAAAUGGGCAUCCCAAGAUGAGAGCAGUGUUCUGGGUUGACCAUCGGAAUAAGAAUCAGUCUAAAGAUGCUCAAUUUAUUGACAUAAACAUCACUCAUGUACUGCCUUAUGAUAUGCGGGAUAUGGAGUGUCAUAGCUUGAGUGUAUCAGCUAAGGUAUCUGGUGUUCGUCUUGGUGGUGGAAUGAGUUACACUGAGUCUUUACUGCAUCAAUUUGGUAUCCUUGGGCCUGAUGGUGGUCCAGGGGAAGGUCUUUUGAGGGGACUGAAGGAUUUAUCUUCUGGCCCACUUGCGAAACUGUUCACACCUUCUCACCUCACCGACAAGGAAGAUGGAAGGUCCAAUUCCAAAGACGAUGACAACAGUUCAAAGUUUGACCUGGGGGUGCCAGAUGAUCUUGAUGUGUCAAUUGAGCUACGAAACUGGCUGUUCGCACUUGAAGGAACAGAAGAAGUAGGAGAUUGGUUGACCCCUCGUGGCAAUGAUCAUAUCAGUAGAGAAGAGAAAUGUUGGCAUACCACAUUUAAGAAUCUACAUGUGUCAGGCAGAAGUAGUGACCGGCCUGGAUCUGCAGAGAAGGUGGCUCACAAAAGGGCCCUUCCAGUAGAGCGAUUUACGGCUGGAAUCGAAGGUUUACAGGCAAUAAAACCUCGCCUGAGAGAUCGACUAAUUAGAAAUGGAACAUCAAAUAAUAUUCAAACAGACAAUGUUUUUGAUAACACAAGUAACAUUAGUGAGCAAGGUGUCGAUGUUGAAGCUACUAUGGUCAUUGGUGAAGAUGAGAUUGAAGGUCCCAAGUGGACAAUGGAUAAUGUCAAGUUUUCUGUAAAAGAACCGAUCGAGGCAGUUGCAACAAAGGAAGAAUUAGAGCAUCUCACGAUGCUCUGUAGAUCUGAAGCUGAUGCAAUGGGGAGGAUCACAGCUGGGAUCCUCCGUCUCCUUAAACUUGAUAAGUCUCUUGGUCAGGGGACUAUAGAACAGCUCAGGAACCUAGGAAGCGGAGGAAUGGAGAAUAUUUUCUCACCUAGGAAGUUGAGCAGGCAGAACAGUUUUGGUAGCGUAGGCACUCCGAGGACCCCUCAUCUGCACUCAAUUACAGAUGCAGGAUCGAAAGAGGUACUGGAAGCAACAGUUGCUUCAUUACAAAUGGAAAUCUUUGAAUCCAAGGCCAAAUGCACAGCUCUCGUUUCCAAGGCGAGCAGCGUGGAGGAUCAGAAAUGCGCCGAAGACAUCAGACAACUGAAUGAUAAGCUAGAGAGCAUGCAAUCCUUGGUGACAAAAUUGAGAACUUUGAUCUAAAUUGUACAUAGUGUUUUUUUUUUUGUGUGUGUACAGGUUCGUGCAGUCCGAAACUUGGAAGUGGCUAAUGCUAUACUUCCUCUUGGAUUAUUCUUUUUGUGUAAAUUUAUAUGUGUAUACAGGUGGAUGUCUGGAAUAAUGUGCUGAUACGCAGUAAAUGGGAAAUUUUGUAGGUGGAAUGUGAUGUAGCGUUGUGAUCAAAUGAAGUCAUUAAAAACGAAAAUUUUUCUUAUC
Oryza brachyantha (malo sina) is the source of this 4049-nucleotide messenger RNA. RefSeq lists its product as uncharacterized. The coding region runs from base 189 to 3815 and encodes 1208 amino acids. NCBI's taxonomy places the organism in Eukaryota, Viridiplantae, Streptophyta, Magnoliopsida, Poales, Poaceae. The record is from RefSeq and is a predicted model, not a curated record. The transcript has 20 exons.